AUGGAUCUUCUCAAAGAAGAGCUUCUCAAGAAGCGGCAAAGCUUAGCUCAGGAAACCGGCGGCAGGCGCGUAUUUAAACGCUCCGAGAUUGAGCAGAAGCAAAUCCAGAAGCUUCGCGAGCAAGAAAAACGCGAACUCGAAGCUAAAUCUCGCCGUCAAUCGAACGCCUCUUCCUCCGCUGCGAACGACGCUUCCGCUAAAUCCAAUCCUUCCGCUUCCAGUACUGUCUCUGCGACCGCGACUUCCGCCGCCGGUUCUUCCAAAUCCCUCACCGAUGAACGAAAUAUCGAUGACCUCGACCUUCCGAAGCAAGAAGUCAUUCGCCGACUUCGGUUCCUCAAACAGCCUGUCACUCUUUUUGGGGAAGACGAUGCGGCUCGUCUCGACAGGUUGAAGUACGUCUUAAAAGCUGGACUUUUCGAAGUCGAUAGCGAUAUGACCGAGGGUCAAACUAAUGAUUUCUUGAGAGACAUAGCGGAGUUGCGGAAGCGGCAGAAGACGGGGAUCGUGAGCGAGAGGAAGAGGAAGGAUAGGGAGGAAGGUGGUGGAGGAGAGGACGGGGAUGGAGGCGGCGGAGAAGAAGAGCUGAGUGGUGAUGGUGGAUCAAGCGGAGUCGAUAUGGACAAGGACUUGAAAAGAAUGAAGGCGAAUUUCGAUGAGUUGUGUGGUGAAGAUAAGAUUCUGGUGUUUUUCAAGAGGUUGUUGAAUGAGUGGAAUCAAGAGCUGGAUGAGAUGGGUGAGGCUGAGAAAAGGACGGCGAAAGGCAAGUCCAUGGUCGCCACGUUUAAGCAGUGCGCUCGUUAUUUGAAUCCCUUGUUCAAGUUUUGUAGGAAGAAGGUUCUUCCCGAUGAUAUCCGUCAAGCAUUAUUGGUGGUGGUUGAGUGUUGCAUGAAGCGGGACUACCUAGCCGCAAUGGACCAGUACAUUAAAUUGGCUAUCGGUAAUGCACCCUGGCCAAUUGGUGUCACUAUGGUUGGUAUCCACGAACGUUCAGCUCGUGAGAAGAUCUACACCAACAGUGUUGCACACAUAAUGAAUGACGAGACAACUCGGAAAUACUUGCAAUCAAUCAAAAGAUUGAUGACCUUUUGUCAACGCCGUUACCCUACACUCCCAUCUAAAGCAGUCGAGUUCAACAGCUUGGCCAACGGUAGUGACUUACAGUCACUGCUCGCAGAAGAGAAGUUUUCUGGGGGUUAUUCUUCAGAGGAAAGGCUUAGGUUAAUGCCUGCUCCAAAGGAAAACUAGAUAUCAAUUUACAUAAUGUUUGAUGUUAUAUGUAACAUUAUAUUAUAUACUCCAAUGUUUUAACUGACAUUGAUAUUAACUUAAAUUCCAUAUUAUUGCGUUCUCA
This is a messenger RNA of Gossypium raimondii (Peruvian cotton), 1354 nucleotides long. RefSeq lists its product as uncharacterized. The coding region runs from base 1 to 1248 and encodes 415 amino acids. The record is from RefSeq and is a predicted model, not a curated record. Gene Ontology annotation, cellular component: U5 snRNP; U4/U6 x U5 tri-snRNP complex; U2-type post-spliceosomal complex. Gene Ontology annotation, biological process: RNA splicing; generation of catalytic spliceosome for second transesterification step. NCBI's taxonomy places the organism in Eukaryota, Viridiplantae, Streptophyta, Magnoliopsida, Malvales, Malvaceae. The transcript is spliced from 2 exons.